Molecule: messenger RNA, 1341 nt
Organism: Salvia miltiorrhiza (redroot sage)
Lineage: Eukaryota; Viridiplantae; Streptophyta; Magnoliopsida; Lamiales; Lamiaceae
Product: amino acid transporter AVT1I-like
Exons: 3
Coding region: 52-1290 (412 amino acids)
Cellular component (GO): plasma membrane
Source: RefSeq, a predicted model, not a curated record
AAAUACAUUAUACCUCUCUCUAAAAUUGCAGGUCCGAAUACACAAUUAAGCAUGGAGUUGGGCAAUAUAGAAAAGAUGGAAUCCCAAAACCAUUCCCACCCACAAAACAACGGUGCUACUUUCAUCACAACUUGCUUCAAUGGCCUCAAUGCUCUAACAGGGAUUGGACUAUUAUCGAUACCAUAUGCAGUAUCACAGGGAGGGUGGCUUUCUCUGACAACACUUGUUGGAAUAGCCAUUAUCUGUUUCUACACAGCUUUGCUUCUGAAAAAAUGCAUGGAUUCAAACCCUUUGAUCAAAAGCUACCCGGACAUAGGGGAGCAUGCAUUCGGGAAGAAAGGGAGAGCUGUAAUAUCGGUGUUCAUGUACGUGGAGCUAUUCCUGCUGGCAGUGGAGUUCCUGAUCUUGGAAGGAGACAACUUGCAGAAGCUGUUCCCUCACACAGAGGUGGGGGUGUGGGGGAAGACGAUCGGGGGAAAGUCGUUGUUCAUCAUCCUUACGGCGCUUGUGAUGCUGCCCACCACGUGGCUCAGAGAUCUGUCUCUGCUUGCAUAUGUCUCCGCAGCUGGGAUUCUGGCGUCUCUCAUUCUGCUUGCCACAGUGUUUUGGAUUGGAGCGUUUGAGAAAGUGGGGUUUCAUGAAAAGGGGAUUCUUUGGAGGUAUAGUGGAAUGCCAACUGCUGUCAGCUUCUUCACAUUCUGUUACUGUGGUCAUGCAGUUUUCCCCACUAUCUGCACUUCAAUGAAAGAUAAAUCCCAAUUUCCUAAGGUAUUGUUGGUGUGCUUUGUUUUGAGUAGUAUAAGCUAUGGAUCGAUGGCGGUGUUGGGAUACCUAAUGUAUGGAGAAAAUUUGAUGUCACAAGUGACUCUGAAUCUGCCCUUACAAAACAUAAGCUCAAAAAUCGCAAUCUACACCACCCUUAUCAAUCCCAUUACCAAAUACGCUAUCAUUAUAUCUCCAAUCGCUACGGCUCUUGAAGAAAAGCUUAUAGUAAAUAAUAAUAGGAGAUUAAGCAUAUUAAUCAGAACGAUUUUAGUGGUGAGCAGUGUUGUGAUUGCACUAAUUGUGCCCUUUUUCGGAUAUGUGAUGGCGUUUAUUGGGGCAUUUCUGAGCGUUAGUGCGUCAAUAUUGUUUCCUUGCCUUUGCUAUCUGAAGAUCAACAAAGCAUCUCGACAGUUAGGCUUCGAGCUUAUGUUUCUUUUCAUCAUUCUUAUCUUUGGAAUUUUUGUUGCCGUCACGGGUACUUUUGUUUCUGUUAGGGACAUCGUCCAACAUGUUGCUACCAAAUAAUAUAAUAUUCAUUAUUUGUUUAUAUAUCAUAAAUAUUAAUUUGCACGUAAA